AUGGCCAAACGCGGAAAACGAAGGCGGCACAAUCAACAGGCUGAAGACACAGCCCAGAAGAAACGAACCAGAGAAGGAGAUUCAGGAGUAUCUGAUGAAGGCAACGCCGUCGCUGUUCAAGCUUCGUACACUGGUAGCGACGACUACACGAUUCCGCCACCAUUUGAGUUAUCCAGUGAUGAGUCGUCGAAAUCUGAUGUCGACAAGCUGUGGAAGUAUGUCGUAAACGACAAGGACUGGAAAGCGACACCCAUUCAACGCCAGCUUUGGUCAAUCUUGUUGAAGAAGGAAAAAAGUGUCGUUGGAAUUGCUCCAACAGGAAGUGGCAAAACGAUGGCGUAUGGAAUUCCUUCAUUGCUGAGGCAAGAGUCUCUAUUGGUGCUUGUCCCGACAAGAGAGCUGGUACAACAAGUCGCUGCUGUAUGUUCUAAGAUUGUGAAAGGUUUGCAAGAUAGUAACAUGGAAAAGCCAUAUCUGGUCGUCCCAAUAUAUGGUGGCGUGGACAAGAAAUCGCAAAGGGAGAUGAUGGAUCAGGUCAAUGACAAGACGCUGGCUGUCGUCGCUACACCAGGUCGGCUGCUUGACUUGCUGAAAGAUUCCACAUUCGCGACAUCAUUUCAACCUAGUUGGAUCGUGCUUGAUGAAGCCGAUCAGUUGUCCAAAGAUGGAGACUUGGGCCCCCAAGUGGAGGAAAUACUGGGGAUCGUAAAGUCUCCAAGCACCACAUUAGCGAUGAUUUCUGCAACCUAUCCCGACAAGGCCAAAGCUAAAUUUGAAAAGUGGGUAGACGAUGACUAUAUCUUGGUGCAAGUGGAUUCAGUCGAUGCCGCAAAAUCGUCAUUCGGAAAGAUUCCUCCGAAUUUGAAACAGGUCCUUCAUGUUUGCAGCGACCACAAAAAGCCAAAAAAGCUAAUGUCGACGCUUCAAAUGAUUCAGAAGCAGCAAACUGGACGCAACGUGCCCUUGGGAAUAGUCUUCUUUGCUCGCAUCGAAAAGGUUAAGUAUGUAUCAGGGCUACUAGAAAAGGAAGGCAUCGCACACAUUUCAUUGCACAGCCAGUUGUCAACACCACAGCGAGCUCAGAGUCUACACGUUUUUCAGAGUGGGAAGCGACCCUUAUUGCUGGCAACCGAUAUCGCUGCCAGAGGGAUUAAUAUUGCUGCCGUGCAAUACGUUAUUCAAUACGAUUUUCCAUCCAACUUGCAGCAAUACAUCCAUCGGUGUGGACGAGCGGGGCGAUGUGGGCAAGAGGGUACUGUGUAUUCAUUUUUUACACGCAACUUGAAGGCACUAGCCACAGAUAUGAUAAGUUUGUUAGAGAAGACUGAUGCAUGGGUGGACCCGAAUCUCAGAGCAUUGGUUGGCAACGGUGCCUCCAAAGAGAAAAAGUCCAAAGGUGGAGCAAAGCCAAAGAAAAACAAGGCGGAUUUCGAGAAGAAAAACGUAAAACGAACUGAUAAUAAUUUGGAAGACGACGACAAUGAAGAAUUUCCUGAACUGGCUCCUGGUCGCAUAGUUCUCAAGCGUGCAAGCCAUGUUAGUGAUGCAUCUUCUUCCGAAGACGAAAACGAAGAGUGA
Molecule: messenger RNA, 1578 nt
Organism: Cylindrotheca closterium
Lineage: Eukaryota; Bacillariophyta; Bacillariophyceae; Bacillariales; Bacillariaceae
Source: the annotation of a GenBank genome assembly